Messenger RNA from Ornithorhynchus anatinus (platypus), 1239 nucleotides. Its product is annotated as olfactory receptor 14A16-like. Gene Ontology annotation, cellular component: membrane. The coding region runs from base 1 to 1239 and encodes 412 amino acids. The transcript is spliced from 4 exons. The record is from RefSeq and is a predicted model, not a curated record. NCBI's taxonomy places the organism in Eukaryota, Metazoa, Chordata, Mammalia, Monotremata, Ornithorhynchidae. Gene Ontology annotation, molecular function: G protein-coupled receptor activity; olfactory receptor activity; odorant binding. Gene Ontology annotation, biological process: G protein-coupled receptor signaling pathway.
AUGGCCAACGUCACCACAGUGACGGCAUUCCUGCUCCUGGGGUUCUCAGAGGUCCAGGAGCUGCAGCUGGUCCAUGCCAUGCUGUUCCUCUUGGUCUACCUGGCGGCCCUGGUGGGGAAUCUCCUCAUCGUCACCAUCACCAACCUAGGCUGGUGCCUCCACACCCCCAUGUACUUCUUCCUCAGGCACCUGUCCGUCCUCGACCUCUGCCUCAUCUCCAUCACUGUCCCUAAAUCCAUCCACAACUCCCUGAUUAAUGACAGAUCCAUCUCUUUCCUGGGCUGUGUCCUCCAGGUUUUUUUUGCUCUUUCAUCAGUAUUUACAGAACUGGUCAUCCUCACAGUGAUGUCCUACAACCGAUAUGUGGCCAUCUCCCACCCCCUGCACUAUGAGGUCGUCAUGAAUCGAGGGGCCUGUGUGAAGAUGACCACCGCCUCAUGGCUGAGCUGGGUGCUGUCUGCUGCAUUACACACAGCCAGCACCUUCUCCUUCUCUUUCUGUGGGUCCAACGUUGUAGGCCAGUUCUUCUGUGACAUCCCCCAGUUACUCACCAUCUCCUGCUCUCCUGACCUCCUCAGCGAGGUGGUGCCCAUCUGCGUCAAUGUGGCUUUCGACUUCUGCUGUUUCAUUGGCAUCAUUGUCUCCUACAUCCAUAUCAUGGCAACCGUGCUGAGGAUGCCGGCAACAGAAGGCUGGAACAAAGCCUUCUCUACCUGCCUGCCCCACCUCAUCAUCAUCACCAUUUCCCUCUCCACUGGGUUCUUUGCCUACCUCAAGGCCCCCUUGGACUCCCCCUCAGUUAUGGACCUUCUGCUGUCUAUGUUUUACACAGUGGUGCCCCCCACCCUAAAACCCCUCAUCUACAGCCUGAGGAACAGGGACCUGAAGGUCACAAUGGGAAAAUUCUUAAAGGGGAAAUUUUGCACAAGAGAGAAGUCUGGUUUGAAGGGAGCAACUCCUUUCUUGAUUGCAAGAUUCUGUGCUGGUGGAGAGAUUCAGAUCUCCAAGGAAAUGAGCAAUCACACGACAGUGACGGAAUUCCUCCUUCUGGGGUUCUUGGAGGUCCGGGAGCUGCAGCUGGUCCAUGCCACCCUGUUCCUCCUGAACUACCUGGUGGCCCUGAUGGGAAAUCUCCUCAUCAUCACCGUCACUGCCCUUGACCGGCACCUCCACACCCCCAUUCCAUCUCUUCUGUUGGCUCUGGACGUUUUCCUCAUGGUGAUCUGCUCCACCCCUUAA